AUGGCCGCACGCGCCGCGGGGCGCGAGCUGCGCCCGGAGGACGAGGACUUCGACGACGACGAGUCCGCUCCGGCCCCCUACGUCCCGCUGCUCGUGCGCGACGUGAUGCCCACGGCAGUGGUCACCGCCCGCCCUGACCAGCUCGUGAGUGAACUCGAUCUCACACAGGUCACCGGCAUGCCCGUGCUGGACGCAGCCGGCGCCAUGGUCGGCGUCAUCUCCAAGACGGACAUCGAGACGCGCGCCGUUGACGCCGAGACGCGCGUCGAGGACCUGAUGUCGCGCCGCAUCAAGGUGUGCCGGCCGAACAACACCGUGGCGGAGGCGGCGGCGAUGAUGCUCAAGUACAAGGUCCACCGCCUGCCCGUGGUCAAGUCGAACGCGAAGACCGGCGAAAUCAGCCUGGUAGGAAUCAUCACACGCACCGACGUGUACUACGCCCUCGAAACGGGCCGCCUGUAG
Molecule: messenger RNA, 462 nt
Organism: Pedinophyceae sp. YPF-701
Lineage: Eukaryota; Viridiplantae; Chlorophyta; Pedinophyceae
Source: the annotation of a GenBank genome assembly